Molecule: messenger RNA, 474 nt
Organism: Penicillium chermesinum
Lineage: Eukaryota; Fungi; Ascomycota; Eurotiomycetes; Eurotiales; Aspergillaceae
Product: nuclear transport factor 2 family protein
Exons: 2
Coding region: 1-474 (157 amino acids)
Source: RefSeq, a predicted model, not a curated record
AUGGCAGACAUCAAGCCCCCUUUCACCGAGGAAGCUGCUCGUAAGAAGGUCAAGGCAGCCCAGGACAUGUGGAACUCCCAAGAUCCUCCUCGAAUCGCCCAGGCAUAUACACCAACCAGUAUCUGGCGGAAUCGGGAUUCGUUCUUCUCUGGCACCGAAGCUAUCACGAAGUUUCUCACAGCCAAGUGGGAGCGCGAGCGAAAUUACAAGCUACGUAAGGAGCUGUUCGCUUUCACGGACAAUCGAAUCGCUGUCCAGUUUUGGUAUGAAUACCAAGACGCGCACGAUAGCAUGCGCUGGAAGCGUUGCUACGGACUGGAAGAUUGGACGUUCGACCGGGAGACAGGUAAGAUGCGGAAGCGCAUGAUGAGUGGCAACGAUAUUGUUCUGGGCCCCGAUGGUAACGGCGAAGGGCGCUGGUUUGUGGAUGGAGUGGAUGUGAAUGAGGUGCCUAUCACUGAGCAGCACUGGUAA